AUGCCACUGUACGAAACAAUGCUACAAGAAAAACCGGCCAUUGUGCUGGAAAUCGGUACGGCACUGACCAAAUUGGGCUUUGCCGGUGAACCGUACCCACGCAGUAUCAUUCCAUCGGAGGUGCUGGAUCAUGAGGCAAAAAAUGCCGGUCUUACGACCCCGAACCGGAAACUGUUCAACUACAGCAACGAGGUGGAGUUGUACGAUUGGUUAGUCGAGUUUCUAAAGACGAUUUUCUUCAAGUACGUUCUCGUCAGUCCAAAGGAUCGCAAAGUUGUGAUAGUGGAAUCGGUUCUCUGUCCGACGAUCAUUAAAGAAAAGUUAGCCCGUGCUCUGUUCUGCCACUUUGACGUGUCAUCAGUGUUCUUUGUACCGACGCACCUUGUCGUACUGGCAACGUUGGCGGUGGAAACGGCACUCGUGGUAGAUAUCGGAUACAAGGAAGCGAUCGUGGUACCGGUGUUCUGCGGCGUACAAGCCCUGUACGCGUGGGAAGCACAACCCCUUGCAGCUGAAAGCGUACACAACGAAAUAAGACGCCAGCUGAUGGAGAACGGUGUGGAUGAAAAGCUGCUAACCGAAACGACCGUAGAGGACAUCAAGAUACGAACUUGCUUCGUAACGACCGCCGAAAGGGCGGCAAAGUAUCGAGAGGAUGGUGGAGCAGCGUUUCAACCCUGUCCAGAUGUAGAUUACCCUGCGAAAGGCGAAGCCGUGAUCAAAGUUUCCGGUCGGUUGCGUGAAACCGCCUACGAAGUGAUGUUCCCGGAGGAUAACGAUCGGCUCGGACUGCCGUACAUCAUCCUGAACGCGAUUCUCAAGUGUCCGCGCGACACGCGCAUACAGCUGGCGAACAAUCUCAUCCUGAUCGGUGGUUCUACGAUGGUGCAGGGUUUGACCGCACGGUUAAAGUCAGAACUGCUGGCACUGUUGCAGUCCGAGCUCUACAAGGAUCGGUUGUUUAUACAAACGUUUAAAUUCCAUAAAGCACCCGCAGAACCCAACUUUACUGCCUGGAUGGGUGGAUCGAUUUAUGGCGCGACGGAUCUUGUGCUCACCAAAUCGAUCAGCCGGGAAGCGUACAGCAAAAAUCAAUCCAUUCCCGACUUUACCAACUAUGAAGAAGCGCGCGGUGCUCCGAUGCGUGGCUGA
Anopheles marshallii is the source of this 1152-nucleotide messenger RNA. It is a transcript of the gene Arp10, whose product is annotated as actin-related protein 10. The transcript has 2 exons. The record is from RefSeq and is a predicted model, not a curated record. Gene Ontology annotation, biological process: retrograde axonal transport of mitochondrion. The coding region runs from base 1 to 1152 and encodes 383 amino acids. Lineage: Eukaryota; Metazoa; Arthropoda; Insecta; Diptera; Culicidae.